Molecule: messenger RNA, 1707 nt
Organism: Lolium perenne
Lineage: Eukaryota; Viridiplantae; Streptophyta; Magnoliopsida; Poales; Poaceae
Source: RefSeq, a predicted model, not a curated record
AGAAAUUCCCCAAUACAGUCUCAGUCUGCACACCCAGCGCCAGGAAAAGCAAUGGCUUUCCGCCGCCGUCUCCUAGGUCUCUCCGCUACCGCCGCCGCCGGCCUCCGCCGGUCCCUCGCCACCGCCACCUCGCAUCCCCCGUGGGCUAUGAUGAGCGUCGAGGUGGAGGCCGUCGGAGCGCCGCGCGUGGACGUGCGCCUCGCCGAGCCACCGCAGGUUUCCCAACUAUGCUUCCCGCAGCACCUCGUCAAGACCAGAGGCAGCCCCGACCCCGCCAGCGGCGUCCUGCAAAAGCUCGCCGGCGUCGUCCGCGCCGUGAGCGGCGACGGCCUCCUCCUCCUCUCCUACGUGGACCUGCGCCUCAGGGCUCCCAACGGCGCCGAGCAGGAACCCACCGGCUUCGACCCCGCCCACGUCCCCAUCGUCACACGCUUCGUCUGCAACCCCGUCACCCGCGAGCUGUCCCGCCUCCCGGACUCCAUCUGCAACCCUAUGGGCGACCUCCGCUGCGACGGCUUCAUGGGCCUCGUCACCGGAGCCAAUCGCGGGCAGGGGCCGCCUGACAGGUUCGCCCUCGCCGUGCUGCAGGGGAACAUGAUGCUCCGUUUCCUCUCUGAAACAGGGGAGUGGGAAAUCGUGGAGGCCUCGCCGUGCCGACUCCCACUUGCGUGGCGGAUGGACUUGUGCCCGGAGGCGCACGCAGUCGGCGGUCGUCUGUGGUGGGUCGACUUGACCUGGGGCGCAAUCUCCGCCGACCCCUUCAGCGACCGGCCGGAGCUCUCCUUCGUUCAGCUGCCGACGCGCAGCGUGCUGCCGGCAGGCGCGCAGGGCGAAGAUCUUGCCAGCUACCGGCGCGUGGGUGUCAGCGAAGGGCGGCUGCGGUACGUCGAGGUCUCUCAAGAGGAACCGUUUCUUAUCAGCUCAUUUGUUCUCGACGAGGAGGCCGGCGACUGGACGCUGGAGCACCGGGUGGUGCUCAACAAGAUCUGGGGGCCAAGCAUGUGGAUACCCUUGCAGAUGAAGGGGACGACAAGCAUUGUGCUUUUGGAUCCUCUUAAUGCCAAUGUCGUGUAUCUCAUGCUAAUGUCGCAAAUUGUCAUCGUGGACUUGGAGAGGGAGGAGGUAAUUGAGAGUUGUGCAUAUAGCAGCGACUCCUACUGUAUACCAUGUGUUCUUCCACCGUGGCUUGGACAGAGCCGGAUUCCUUCUGCAGGCAAGAAGGACAUUGAGAAAAACAAGACUUUGGCAGAUGUUCUGGUUCGUUCAGACGGUCACUACAAGAGAUGAAGGUUUUCUUAAAACUAACAGAUGUCAAUUGGGAAGCUGAUGGUGGCAGCUUACUGAUGCUGCGGAAAAUCUGGAGAAUCUCGAUCAACUCACUGUAUGUCUGUAUCUUGUUUCAGGGGAAUCUGGUAGUAUUGUGAGACUUUUGGUUCACAGUGCAAUGUUCGAGUAUCUGCUGUCAACAGUGGCAAGGCAAUUCAUUCGUAUGCUUCCGCAUGUUCACUCUAACGCGAAAUCUCAUUUUGGGGCCUUGGCUUAUGCCAUAGGUGCUUAAUUGACGAUAUGUUUCCAAUGGAUCCCUAAGCUAUGUGUUGUUGCCAUUUGUGCCUCGAUGACUCUGAAUUCCUGUAUCAAAAUGAGCAUCUUUACCAACAUAUGCUGUAUUCAGUUCUUUUGUCAUUAUAACUACCUUUGCUGUUAUAA